AUGUCAGCGCCAUCUGGUGAGUCAAGGCGAAUUACCGAGAUGCACACAAGAGCACGACCAUACAGCAAAGAUACUCUGUGCGCAGGCUCGAAAUACUUCGACAGGGCACUCUCAGGCCCCUUCCUGGAAGCAAAGACACAUCGCAUCGAACUUGACGAUAUCUCAGUCUUCUAUUAUCCGAAAGCACGCCUCGAUCAAGAAUUGAGGACAUUACUGGAAGAGGAAAGGAUCAACAAAGGAUACACCCCUGAGGAGUUGGAGGAGAAGCCGGCGUACCCAUUCGACGUCAAAGAUCCCAGCAGUUGGCUCGAGCUCAACCUCAUCGAUCUCUAUAUCCUUGGAGACAGAUUGGAUGCACCACGAUUCAGAGCCAAGAUUGUCGAUGCGAUUGCCAGACAAGGGCCUCCAAAUAUAGUCCAUAUAAUGUACCUCUACGCCAACUUGGUCGGACGUUCUCCACUGCAUCGUCUGUUCGUCCAUCAGGUAGCUUACGAUCAAGCCUGGGCCAGACGGAAAAAAUCAUCAGAACAUCUGCUCGUCGAGUUCCUCUGCGAUAUCAUGACUACCAUGGGAAGAAGGCUGCCUCAUCGACUUUGCAAACCAUGUCAUGUGGAAGGCAAACGCGCCAACAUGCUCAAUUCCAGGAAUAUCGAUGAUGCUUGUAAGGAGCAAGACAUACCACCUUAUGACCUGGAUAUGUGCUUCUACCAUGAACACAAGGAUGGCGACGAGAAGUAGCGUGUCGGGCUGAGCGCGAGAGAGAAAGAGAGACAGCUUCCAGCGAGGGUUGUUAAGAGAAAAUUCACAAACGCAGAUGUGGCUGUCGAUCGGAUUCGGGAUGGCCGAAUAUUAAUUGUCCCAAAAAAAAAACUCGCGAGCAUCUCUCAAACUCGCUACAUCAUUGGAGGAAACUACCCUGCCUUGCAUCAAACGUAUUUCAAGUACGUUGUCAGAGCCGAAGUCAACGUUACUUAAGCAUGAGUAAGUGCUCACCACCUUUCCUCGAACAGAAAAGCUGGUGUAGAGUAAUCUAGAACCCUACAAAUAUUCCACAGUAUGUUCUUGUGUAAAGUAUUCCAGAGCCUAAGAAGCAGAGGUUGCCAAU
This is a messenger RNA of Aureobasidium subglaciale EXF-2481, 1105 nucleotides long. RefSeq lists its product as uncharacterized. The record is from RefSeq and is a predicted model, not a curated record. Bases 1 to 738 code for a protein of 245 amino acids. The transcript has 2 exons. NCBI's taxonomy places the organism in Eukaryota, Fungi, Ascomycota, Dothideomycetes, Dothideales, Saccotheciaceae.